Molecule: messenger RNA, 1197 nt
Organism: Cynara cardunculus var. scolymus (artichoke)
Lineage: Eukaryota; Viridiplantae; Streptophyta; Magnoliopsida; Asterales; Asteraceae
Product: WAT1-related protein At1g25270-like
Exons: 7
Coding region: 1-1197 (398 amino acids)
Cellular component (GO): plasma membrane
Molecular function (GO): transmembrane transporter activity
Source: RefSeq, a predicted model, not a curated record
AUGGUGGGGAAGAUCUGCAACGUCGUUUAUGGGUUGAAGCCAGUGCUGCUGAUGGUGGCGGUUCAGACUACGUUCGCCGGAGUUAACGUGUUCUACAAAUUGGCGGCGAAUGACGGCAUGAAUCUUCCGGUUCUUGUUGCCUAUCGGUUUCUGUUCUCCACCGCAUUCAUCGUUCCGCUUGCAUUUUUUGUUGAAAGGAAGAAGAGGCCGAAAAUGACCUGGAUGGUACUCUUGCAAGGUUUCUGCUGUGGCUUAUUUGGCGGUUCGUUAGCACAAAAUUUCUACAUAAAAGCUUUAUCGUUGACGUCAGCCACGUUCGCUGCAUCGACUACCAAUCUAAUGCCUGUGAUUACGUUUGUUCUAGCGGUUUGCUUUAGGAUGGAAAGGUUGGGUUGGAAAACAACUCCUGGUGCAGCAAAGAUUAUGGGGACUGUGAUAGGGGUUGGUGGUGCCAUGUUGUUGACUCUUUACAAGGGAGCUGACCUACAUUUGUGGGAGACCAAUGUUGACCUAUUGCAUGGUCAACAUCAUGAAACAGGUGGUCAAAACUCAAGCAAUAAUAUGGUCUUGGGUUCUUUAUUGGCUAUUGGUAGUUGCAUCAGUUACUCCAUCUGGUUGAUUAUUCAGACAAAUAUGGUUGAAAAAUACCCUUGCCCUUAUUCGGUCACGGCUCUAACAUCGACCAUGGGUGCGGUUCAAGCAGUCGUGUUUGUGCUAUGUACCGAAAGACAUUGGAGUGAAUGGAAGCUGGGUUGGAACGUUAGACUUCUAACCGUGGCUUAUUCGGGCAUGUUGGCAUCCGGAUUGAUGUUUACGUUUAUUGCAUGGUGUGUGCAAAUGAGAGGUCCGUUAUUUGUAUCAGCUUUCAAUCCUCUUAUGCUUGUUCUUGUGGCUAUCGCUGGAUCUUUAGUCUUGAAUGAAACCCUACACUUGGGAAGUGUGUUAGGUGCAAUAUUGAUAAUCUUGGGACUCUACCUUGUAUUAUGGGGCAAAGGCAAAGAAGUGAAGAAGGUGGCUCAGUUGUGUCCGGUAAGAGAGUCGAGCAUAGGAACCGACAAUGGUGCCAUCGCUGGUGAUUCCGAACGCUCAAGUAUCUUUGGAGUUACUGGCGAUAGUGAAUCAAAACACUCGAGUGUGCAAAGCGGUAAUGGUGAAUCAAGACGUGUUGAGGUUGUUGUCACUUCACCAGAGAGAUGA